AGGGAUACUUCCUGUUCAGUCUGUUCCAACAACAAUACGAAAUUUGUUGUUAGUUCAUUAGCUAGCAAUAUGCGGUAAAAAAAAAUACAACAAACUUGAGUUUAUUACUUUAAGUAAAUUAGAAUGGUUUAGCAAAUAAUAGUUGAAUAUUAUCCAGCUAAGUUACAGCAUACCCCCCCAGGCCAGCCGGUGUCGUCUUGUCUGUCAAUGUACUCUUCUCGAAUUCUUCAAACAACCAAUGGAAAAGAUGGCGGAAGUGGAGAAGGAUGGUGAUCCUGCGACUGACAAAGAUGAUUUACAAAUUUUAAAAGAACUAGUGGAUGAGUUGUAUCAUUUUCGGGAUCAUUACUUUGAGACUCACUGUGUGGAGGAUGCAAAGAGGAAAUCGAGUGAUGUGGCACAGGAGAUGGAGAAGACACUAAAGAAGCUGGAGGAGAAAGAAGAGUCGUAUAAGCACAGUGCUGAGUUCCUGCUGCUGCGGGGUCGCUCCCUGGGGGUGUCACCGGAGUAUAGCACCACCGCUGGGGAGUGCCUGUCCCGGGCCGUGAAGCUGGAGCCUGGACUAGUGGAGGGCUGGAACACACUGGGGGAGCAGUACUGGAAGAAAGGAGACCUGACCACCGCUAAGACCUGCUUCACUGGAGCCCUGCAGCAGAGUAAGAACAAAGUAUCUCUGCGUAGUCUGUCCAUGGUGCUGAGGCAGCUGCCAGGAGGGGGUGGUGAUGAGCAGGGGAAGAGGGUGCUGGAGAGCGUGGCCAUGGCCAGGCAGGCUGUACAGCUGGACGUCACCGACGGCACCUCCUGGUACAUCCUGGGGAACGCCUACAUCUCCCUGUUCUUCACUUGCAGACAGAAUCCACAAAUGUCUCAGCAGGCUCUGAGUGCCUAUGCACAGGCUGAGAAAGUGGACCGAACAGCAACCUCCAACCCCGAUCUGCACUUCAAUAGAGCCACGCUGUUUCAGUAUGAGGAGAUGUUUGGGUCUGCCCUGGGCGGGUACAGUCGCGCUGCGGCCCUGGACCCUGCGUGGGAGGAGCCUCCAGAGAGGGAGAAGCAGCUGCUGGAAUACCUGGAGAAACUCACAACACUCACAGAGAACAAGGGGAAGGUGAAGGCCCGGCGCCUGCGAACGAUGCUCUCCAACCUCAGCCCGUUGGCCCUGGGGCCAUGCUCCUCCCCUCAGUUCCGCUCCCCCGCAGGCCGCGUUGGGAGCCUGGAGCCCCGGACCCUGUCUUCCCUGACACACGGCCACAACGCUGGGGUGGCUGCCCUGGGAAAGGUUGUGUUCAGCCUGGCCUCAGAGGGACGCAUGGCCUUUACGUUCGGCAUCGUGGACAGUGAGGAAACAUGCUGCGUGGUCAUGGUCUAUAACACAGCAGACAACUGGGGAGUUCUGAUUGGAGACUCUGUGGUCAUCCCGGAGCCACAGGUCAAACGCCACAGUGUAGCACACAACGACCAGACGUUUGACUUCCGCAGUAUACGAGUGGACUCCCCACUGCUCCUCAUCGUCAACGGCAAGAGACAGAACGUCCAGGCUCAGACUGCAGCCUCAGUCAGCUACAAACCCCAGAGCGAAUGAGAGAAGGGGGGAAUGAUAAGGGGGGGGGGGGGGGGGCAGACAGACAGGGAGCUAGGAAGGAGCGUGAAGAGCCUGUGUGCCUGUUUUUUAUUUAUUUAUUUUUUAUCUUAGUUUUGUAAAUAGUAGAUCCUUGUUUGUUAAAUAGUCUUUAGGAAUACACUGUUUGUACAUAUUUAUAAAUAUUUUUAUUUUGUUAAAGUGGGAGGGAGGCUGGGGGACUUUGUAAAUUACCGACUACUAAUAUGAUAAUUAAUUGUGGUGAAGAUGGUGUCCGACAUGGGUUCAAGAUAUUAAAACAAACAUGUCUCCAAUGUGGACAUGAUUUAAAUGUUUGCUUUAUCAUUAGCUUAUGUAGUUGAUCAUCUUUCACCAUGAUGUUAGUCAAACCUUCCAUAGUGAAAAAUAACACUGUCAUGCUGUAUUUUAUUGAAAAAUAAGUGCAAACAUUUAAGUUGUAAAUCAAAGUAACUUCUGGUAACAAAAAAGCAACCAUAAACUACAAUAUCAAACUG
Messenger RNA from Oncorhynchus gorbuscha (pink salmon), 2094 nucleotides. RefSeq names its product tetratricopeptide repeat protein 5-like. The transcript has 10 exons. Lineage: Eukaryota; Metazoa; Chordata; Actinopteri; Salmoniformes; Salmonidae. Gene Ontology annotation, molecular function: protein binding. The record is from RefSeq and is a predicted model, not a curated record. The coding region runs from base 239 to 1582 and encodes 447 amino acids.